AACGAUAUCACACCGUUGCAUGUUGCAUCGAAGAGGGGAAAUGCAAAUAUGGUCAAACUCCUACUUGAUCGAGGAGCUAAAAUUGAUGCCAAAACAAGGGAUGGGUUGACCCCUCUCCACUGUGGAGCAAGAAGUGGUCACGAACAGGUUGUAGAAAUGCUGUUGGAUCGUGGUGCCCCUAUUCUUUCCAAAACCAAGAAUGGUUUGUCUCCAUUGCACAUGGCAACACAAGGAGAUCAUCUAAACUGUGUUCAGCUUCUGAUUCAGCACAACGUGCCUGUAGAUGACGUCACUAAUGACUAUCUGACAGCGCUGCAUGUUGCCGCCCACUGUGGCCACUACAAAGUUGCCAAGGUUCUCUUGGACAAGAAAGCUAAUCCUAAUGCCAAAGCACUGAAUGGUUUCACACCUCUUCACAUUGCCUGCAAGAAGAACAGAAUAAAAGUAAUGGAACUUCUUCUGAAGCACGGUGCAUCAAUUCAAGCUGUGACUGAGUCGGGCCUAACUCCAAUCCACGUUGCUGCCUUCAUGGGACAUGUAAAUAUUGUAUCGCAGCUAAUGCAUCAUGGAGCAUCACCCAACACUACCAAUGUGAGAGGAGAAACGGCACUGCACAUGGCUGCCAGAGCUGGCCAAACAGAGGUCGUUCGAUACUUGGUACAAAAUGGAGCCCAGGUGGAGGCUAAGGCUAAGGAUGACCAAACGCCACUGCACAUUUCUGCUCGACUGGGAAAAGCAGAUAUAGUACAGCAGCUGCUACAGCAAGGAGCAUCUCCAAAUGCGGCUACGACGUCUGGCUACACACCCCUGCAUCUUUCUGCUCGAGAAGGACAUGAAGAUGUAGCUUCAGUUCUUCUGGAUCAUGGUGCAUCUUUAUCUAUCAUUACCAAGAAAGGAUUUACUCCUCUACAUGUGGCUGCAAAAUAUGGGAAAAUUGAGGUAGCCAACCUCCUGCUUCAGAAGAGUGCAUCUCCUGAUGCUUCUGGAAAGAGCGGUUUAACACCACUGCAUGUAGCUGCACACUACGAUAAUCAAAAAGUGGCACUCCUACUCUUGGACCAGGGAGCUUCACCUCACGCAUCUGCCAAGAAUGGUUAUACACCACUGCACAUAGCUGCCAAGAAAAACCAGAUGGACAUAGCAACUACACUGCUGGAAUAUGGUGCUGAUGCCAAUGCUGUAACCAGGCAGGGUAUCGCCCCUGUACAUCUUGCCUCUCAGGACGGCCAUGUGGACAUGGUGUCACUGCUUCUUACUAGAAAUGCUAAUGUAAAUCUCAGCAACAAGAGUGGACUGACACCACUCCACCUGGCUGCUCAAGAGGAUAGGGUCAAUGUAGCAGAAGUUCUUGUUAACCAAGGAGCGGCUGUUGAUGCGCAGACAAAGAUGGGAUACACUCCUUUGCAUGUUGGCUGCCACUACGGAAACAUAAAAAUUGUUAACUUCCUUCUGCAACAUUCUGCAAAAGUUAAUGCCAAAACAAAGAACGGGUACACGCCGCUGCACCAGGCUGCGCAGCAGGGGCACACCCACAUCAUCAACGUCCUGCUCCAGCACGGCGCUGCGCCCAACGAGCUCACGGUGAAUGGAAACACUGCUCUCGCCAUCGCUAAGCGACUUGGCUACAUUUCAGUCGUUGACACAUUGAAGGUGGUGACAGAAGAGACCAUGACAACAAUUACUGUUACAGAAAAGCACAAAAUGAAUGUACCCGAAACCAUGAAUGAAGUUCUUGAUAUGUCUGAUGAUGAAGGUAUUAAAAAAUAAUAAAAAA
Cariama cristata (Red-legged seriema) is the source of this 1774-nucleotide messenger RNA. RefSeq names its product ankyrin-3-like. NCBI's taxonomy places the organism in Eukaryota, Metazoa, Chordata, Aves, Cariamiformes, Cariamidae. The annotation marks the transcript as partial. The transcript is spliced from 15 exons. The record is from RefSeq and is a predicted model, not a curated record. Gene Ontology annotation, biological process: protein localization to plasma membrane. Gene Ontology annotation, cellular component: neuron projection; plasma membrane. Gene Ontology annotation, molecular function: transmembrane transporter binding; spectrin binding; cytoskeletal adaptor activity.